UCCAUGCCUUCCUCCCCUACUCCAACCCCACCUUCACACGCAUACUAUAAGGUCACUUUCAUUCCCCUCAUUAGUCAAAAUCCGUAGUAUCUUCCAUUCUUGAUAACUCCAAAAAUCCUUGAGCUUCACCCUCCUACAUAUAUUGUUAACCUAUUUGCACAACAUUCAUUUGAACUCCCCAGACAAACAUUAUCUCUUCAACCCACCAAAUCCCAUCGAAUUUUGGGUUUUCUUGACACCCCCAUCUCUUUAAGUAGAAAUCAAUCCGAAUUCCAUUUGCAAAAACUCAGAUUCAGCAAAUACCCAUGAAGGAGAGAGGGAAAUCUGUCGAAUCAGACCAAGAGUACAACAAUUUCUGCUCAGAUUACAACUUCUACUACUCGUCAUCAUCAGGUGUUCCAUGUAAGAAACACCCAUCUUCAUCCCCAGUUGGAAUCUGUGCUUACUGCCUCAAAGACAGACUGAUGAAGCUCGUAUGCUCCGACUGUGGAGAACAGAGGCUUUCUUCAUGUUCUUGCUCCGAUGUAUCUUCGUAUAGGAACUCGUCUUGCACUGUGGAUGUCGGAAGUAUUGGUAGGAUCUCGUUUUUGAUCGAGAAUGAGAAAGGUGGUAGCGGCGAUGAACAGAAAACGCUUUUCUCACACAUGAAGCAGACGAAGAAAAGAGAAACAGAGGAUGUGAUUCUUCUGAAAAGAAGCAAUAGUUGUGUUGUUGAGGUGAAGAAAAGCAAUGGGUUUUGGAGAAUUGGUAAACUUUUUAAGAAGAAGAAGAGAGAGAAAGAUGGGUUUGAUGAGAAAAGUGAGAUAUGGGUGACUGAUUGUGCCAUGGAUGUAUCUAGAUCUAGGUCUCUUUGUAGUUUCAGAGGUGGUAAUUUUGAUCAUGAAGGUGGUAGUGUUAGUGAUAUGGCAUAUUCAAGUGCAAAAAUUUCUGAUUUCAAUGAAUCUGAGCCUCGAAAGAGUGGAUUUAGAGGUGGUUUCAUGGAUUUCGAAAGUGGGUUUUCUGCAAAAGAAAGCGAAUUCAGUAGAAUUCAUGACGAUUCAGGGUUUAUCGAUUUGAAGCUUGAUCUAUCAGAUAAGUCUAAAACAGAGCAUUCUGUUUUCAAGAACCCCUCAGACGGCAGCGGCGGUGGUGGUGGGUGCGGCGGCGGAGGUGGUGUAUCAUCAUCAUGUAGGAUUACAGUGAAUGAUAGGGGGAUUAAGAAGGGAAGCAAAGGGCAUAGCAAGGUAUGGAAGUGGAUUUUUAAGCAACAUUCUGGGAAAAAAGAUUUGAAUCACAUCUUGGAAUCUUGAAUUGAAAUGAUCCAAAAGUCAAAAGUCAAAGGAUUCAUGUCCUUAAUUAGUGUUCUAGAGAUUAGAUGGUUGUGUUAGUGUUCAAUGUUGAUGUAAUUCCUUCUUCUUCAACUCAAUUAUUAGUGAAAAUGAUAUAUCAUAAGUUCAGCAUUA
Molecule: messenger RNA, 1442 nt
Organism: Lactuca sativa (garden lettuce)
Lineage: Eukaryota; Viridiplantae; Streptophyta; Magnoliopsida; Asterales; Asteraceae
Product: micronuclear linker histone polyprotein-like protein
Source: RefSeq, a predicted model, not a curated record